UGUCGCAUAGAACACUCAUUUACACAAGUCACACACACACACAGACAAAACCCGUUCUUGUUAGUUAUUUCCUUUUUUUGUUUGUUCUUUUUCGUUUUCGCAGUUUAAAGAUGAGCCAGAUGAGGGUAUAUUUGUUCCGAAAACUCCUGGCUCCUGCUGGUAAACUACAGGAGGAGGUGGCCGAGGAGGCCAUAUCGGAGGUCAUAGACCAGGUCCUUGGAGGAAGGACCAGCACGGUUUUCAACUGCGGUGGUCUUCAAUUGGCUUGUGAUCCCGCGGACAUGGUUACCCGCAUCCUGGGCGAACUCUUCGCCAGCGUUUACUCCAUGGAGGUCAAUAUGGAGGUGCACGUUUCGGUGCGACAUGUUCAGUUGAGCGGCGAUUCGGAGGAACUGAUGGCCAAUCUCAAGGGAAUCUCCAGUGGAGGGGCCAGCCGGGAUCACUUUGUGGCCACGCCCCGCCAGGUUUAUGCCUACAUCGAAAGGGUAAUGAGUGAUAAAUCAAAGGAUUGCCCGCACCUCAUCUUCACCGUGUACGUGAGACAGACGAAUGGCGAAGAGUCUUGGAAGUGUUGUGGCAAGCUGCAACUCGUGCAUCUGAAGAAACUUUCGGAGAACUCACCAACUCUACAAUCGGACUCCCCACUGGACGCCUUGGUGACUCUUUUCCAGGCUUUGGCCCACAAUCCCAAGACUCACAUCAGGUACCAUAACAUACGGCUGAGCAGAGUGCUGCAACAGUUAAUGGGCUGCGGCGCAAGAACUGUGCUUAUAAGCUACACAAAUCCGCCGGAGGUAAGGAAUGCCCAGCUGGUGACCCCCGCACCCAGUUCCCCACCCAUUACCAGCAUGCCAGCCAAAGUCUGGUGGGGAUUGUUCAGGCUGGAGCGCAAAAGGUACUGCUGUCUGAGGGACAAGGUAUUGGGCAUGCUGGCGGAGCAGGAGAAGGAUGAACUGGAGAAGUUUCUGGAGCGCCUGGAGAACAGUUCGGAGGAGGAGGAAAUGAAACAGGAGUCCUGCUUGAUGCUGCAAAAAAUGCAGCAGAUUCGCUCAGAGGCGGAGAUGUCGAUUGAAAAGUUGGAGGACUUACAACUAAGCAUAAAUCAGCUGGCCCAGAGAAACCAACACUUGGAGCUGCAUCUCAGCCAGAAGAAUAGUGAGCUGGACAGGCAAAGCCUACUACUAAGCUCCGCACAUAUGCAACUAGCAGAUCAGCAGCGGAAGUUCCAGGAGAAGAUGACCGAGUACUCCGACCUCUUCCAAGAAUUGUGGCAGCGGCAGAGCUUGGUCAGCCAGAAGCAGGAGGAACUACAGCGACGGCAGUUGUCCCAAUUGUUCGACACCAUCUGCCGGGAUACCCAGCGAUGGCGGCAUAGGAAAUUGGGCGAAGAAGCAGUCGCGGAAGAGCCCAGUGGGAGACCGUAGUCAUCUCGGCUCUGCAGUGAAGAGGCAGCAAAGACGCUUAAAGGUCAGCCAGUCAGCUAGUCAGAUCUUCCGGACCAGUCACGAACCAUUCGCAGCCCCAUCUCACACAUUCCCCAGCGCAAACAGCGCAUCUGGCUGUGCCACUUUGCCAUUUAACCGUUUAUCCAUUUAGCUGCCGCGAUGGAAACGAAGCAAACCGAUGACUGCCGGCAAGUUCGUUGCCUAAGUCUUUCCUUUUCGCCCGCUGUGUUUCAGCAGUGAAAUUUGCAAGGGCGGCUGCCAAUGAAAUGUUAAGAAGAAGUCGCCUGGGCUGAGCAGUUGAAACUAUGUUCUUCCAGCUCUCUACUCUGCCUAUGACAGUAUAUCAAGCAAUAAAUUUGGCCAUUUAUUUUAGGAUAUCAAAUUUAAAACAAGUUUUUCUUUUUUCAAUUUUAGUUAUUACUGCCUGAAUAAGUUAGAUUUACUAUGGAACAAGUAAAACUAUUUAUAAAACAAAAAUAAUUUUUUAAAAUCUCUAUAAAUUUCGGUAUUAACGUUUAUAACAAAAUUUCAGUCAUAUUUUCUCCAUAAAACAAAAAUAUGUGAAAAAUAAAGAAGCUUAUAAUUAAGAA
Messenger RNA from Drosophila elegans, 2035 nucleotides. Its product is annotated as kinesin heavy chain. The transcript has a single exon. Lineage: Eukaryota; Metazoa; Arthropoda; Insecta; Diptera; Drosophilidae. The record is from RefSeq and is a predicted model, not a curated record. Bases 111 to 1424 code for a protein of 437 amino acids.